Messenger RNA from Cucumis sativus (cucumber), 922 nucleotides. RefSeq names its product thioredoxin-like protein YLS8. Gene Ontology annotation, biological process: mRNA splicing, via spliceosome. Gene Ontology annotation, cellular component: U4/U6 x U5 tri-snRNP complex; spliceosomal complex; U5 snRNP. The coding region runs from base 277 to 705 and encodes 142 amino acids. The record is from RefSeq and is a predicted model, not a curated record. The transcript is spliced from 3 exons. NCBI's taxonomy places the organism in Eukaryota, Viridiplantae, Streptophyta, Magnoliopsida, Cucurbitales, Cucurbitaceae.
AAGUUUAAUCGAACCCUAAAGCCCUUCGUCAUUUUCCUCUCUCCCUUGGUUAGCCUCCGACGUCUUCUACGCUCCCGACGGUGUACUGCUGCGGCAUCCGACGGGACCAACUAUUCAAAUCGCUUAAUUCUUACGAUCCACGCUCCGACCGAUCUCAAUUCUUGACACCCACGAUCUCACGGCUGCAGAUCUGCAAGUUUGAACGCCUUCGAACUUAGUUCGUCAAGCUCAAGCUCGUUUGGUGAGAAAUAGUGGAAGCUAGUUACUGAGCAAGAGAUGUCGUACUUGCUGCCACAUCUUCAUUCAGGAUGGGCUGUUGACCAGGCAAUCCUUGCAGAAGAAGAACGUCUUGUGGUCAUUCGUUUCGGUCAUGAUUGGGAUGAAACUUGUAUGCAGAUGGAUGAAGUGUUGGCCUCGGUUGCAGAGACUAUUAAGAACUUUGCUGUAAUAUACCUUGUGGAUAUCACAGAGGUUCCUGAUUUCAACACAAUGUACGAGCUUUAUGAUCCAUCCACUGUUAUGUUCUUCUUUAGGAACAAGCACAUAAUGAUUGAUCUUGGUACUGGAAACAACAAUAAGAUAAACUGGGCACUUAAGGAUAAGCAGGAGUUCAUUGAUAUCAUUGAAACAGUCUAUCGUGGAGCAAGGAAAGGACGUGGUUUAGUCAUUGCACCUAAGGACUAUUCGACCAAAUAUCGCUACUAAGAUUUUCUGCUGCAUCUGAAAGUUCGUAUUGAUCUUAAACAUGUACUAUAUGACAUUAAUAACCUCCUAAGCAAAAGUAAUGGUUUAUUCUGGUAUGUUAAGGUACUACCCUGUUUGUGAAUAAAAGUGUAUGGUACACAAAUUUAACGUUUAUUUCUAAUGUUGAAUUGAAUCUUAAUUAUGCUAUAUUUAUGAUGGAAUAUACUGUCCUUUUCCA